ACGAGAAUCAACAGAAGUAAUAAGCGAUUCUACCUAGUAUACUCGGUAGUGAUCUACUAAGGGAAGCGGUUGUGGAAGCGGUAAAUGGACUACCCAGUGGCCGCAAUAGUCCACUGUGCAUUACAAGUCCUUAGCAUUGGUCUUACAAACUCUUUUCUUUUUGCCCCUCUUUUGGUAUCUGGGGCAAGUCUACGAUAUGGAUUUCUCUCUAAGCUUGAAUCUACCCCUCUUUUCUUAGAAAUGAUAUCUUUUGCCUAUUUAGUUCUAGAAGGCAGAUUGAUACUCACUCUAUUAAUUGUGGAGUUGAUACAUAUGGAGGUGGGGGUGGAAUCAUCCUCUUAUUGGAAGGCAAAGAAAGCUUACUAUGGCCUAGACAGGUGUUGUAACCAAGGAAGGUUGCUGGGCCCACUAUGAGUUUGGUGAUUUCAGCAGUGCUAUAUCAUGUACUUUGAUUCACUGGAUGAACCCAACUUACUAAUGCUUGGUAAAGCAUGACGGAUUGCUUACCUCCCCACUUGAAUUAUAUUGAUUGGUGACUUUUUUCAUCUCUUCUCUCAUGACGUUGUUGACAAGUUCUUGAUGUCAUUCAUGGCUGGUUCUAUAAAUGGCGUUUGUAUCAAAUAGUACCAGCUUUGUCACCAUCCUGCCAUAACUCCUUUAUGCCCAGUAAGUUUUGACCUCAAAUUUCAGAUACAUCGCUGUAUCCGUUCCAUAUAGGAGUAUCAUGGAGUCUGUCAAUAGAGCCGCUUGGAGCUUGGAGCCAAAGGGAGACUUGAAACCUUCCGCCGCACCUUAUUCACCCCCCUCGGGGAAUGAACUUGUGAUCAAGAACUAUGCUGUCGCGAUACAACCCUUGGACGCCAAUAUCCGUGGCCGUGCCUAUCUCGACCUCCCUUACCCUUUCAUCUUGGGCAAUGGCGUAGCAGGUGUGGUUGAGGAGGUUGGGUCCUCCGUUACUAAAUUUAAAAAGGGCGACCGUGUCGUCUCCGACACUCCCGCAUAUCACCAGAAGAUAGCCAAAUAUGGCGGCUGGCAGAAGUAUGUUGUGAGUACGGAAGCAACAACAUCCAAGAUCCCAGCUGCAACGACAUUUGAGGAUGCUGCCGCGAUUCCUUUUGCUCUCCUGACGGCCGUGGCAGCUCUGAACCUGAGACUUGGCAUGGAAAGGCCUGGCAGCCAUCAAGAGGGGAGGGUUCUGAUCUGGAGCGCGAGCGGCUCCGUUGGGGGAUACGCCGUUCAAUAUGCCUCUAGCGUUGGGUAUGAUGUUGUAGCAACGGCCUCACCGGGAAAGUUCGACUACGUACGUAGCCUUGGCGCAACCGAAGUGGUCGAUUAUAGAGAUGAACAGGCUGUCUCGAAAUUAAAAGCCCUUGGACCUUACAAGUUUGUCAUGACGGCAUCUGGCGACGUGGCUGGUGCACAUGCAAUCAGUGAGAUCCUUCAACCAGGGGGUGGGGUGUUUGUGUCGACGCGCCCGCGGAGCGAGGAGAUGCAGCUGGCGGAGAACGUCGAACUUCUUUAUGAUUACUACAGCAUGGCCACUCAGAAACCCGAAAAUGCGGCUUUCUCCAAAUGGUGGUAUGAGGAAUAUCUUCCCGUCGCCCUCGCCGGGGGAGUGACUCCGACUCCUCUGGAAAAGCGGGUUGGUGGGUUGUCUGGCAUCCAGAAUGCCUGUGAAGAUAUAAUCAACGGACGGAGCCCGAAGAAGCUGGUUUUGAACCCUCAGGAGGAUGGGAAAUAAUGAUGUAACCACCUUGCGUUGGUUAAUUCUCUGGAGUUUUUCUUUUUACCCUUUUUCUUCCUUUUUGUUGGGCGGGAUUCCUGUCCUUCGCCCUUGGUGAGAUACUAUGCCGUUUCUCAAAAUGCCUUUGACUUGUGGGGGAUUCAAUUGUGGGUAUACUUUGACGCUACAUUUGGUCUACAAAUGCUGAAAUCAAGUACUCGCUUUAUUUCCAUGCGUCUUCUGCCUGUUUUGGCCCGAGGAAGAGCAUUCCAGUUCAAUGCAUAUGAUAUUCCUCCAUAUCUCGCCAAUGGAAUCAUAAUCUGGAGGUGAUAGUUCAUAGUACAAAAGCUCCGGAUACCAUAGUCUCCUUGCGACACGUGUAACAGUAACCAAAGGAAUUAGGGCUCGGGUAGAAGCUGAUAGUGAUAAAAAAAUGGUCCGCCGUGGUAGUUAUUCAAUCAAGAACUCCCUGAUCCAGUCUUUAUAGGAUAUAACAAAAGAAUCAAUCUCUAAAGACAGGCCACCUGGUAAGACCAAUACACGACGCAUCGAUUUUCCGAGCUUUCCAAUAGUCGUCACCGGCCAUCGGCUACCCACGGAGGGGAUGGCUGUCGGUCCUCGCGCUCUCAAGA
This is a messenger RNA of Aspergillus pseudonomiae, 2355 nucleotides long. Its product is annotated as zinc-binding alcohol dehydrogenase family protein. Lineage: Eukaryota; Fungi; Ascomycota; Eurotiomycetes; Eurotiales; Aspergillaceae. The transcript is spliced from 3 exons. Bases 725 to 1741 code for a protein of 338 amino acids. The record is from RefSeq and is a predicted model, not a curated record. Gene Ontology annotation, molecular function: oxidoreductase activity, acting on NAD(P)H.